CUUCCGCCGCUGCAGCCGAUACGACGAGGCCGAGAGAGUGGGCGGAUCGGAUCGGAAGCUUCUAGAAGUUUCCGGUACGUGGUGUGGGAUGGCGACGAUCCGCGCGAGGUCCUCCUCCGCCGCGGCGGCGCUCGCGCUCGCGCUGGCGCUGGCGUCCGUCGCCGCGGUCGCCGGCGAGGUCUUCUUCCAGGAGAAGUUCGAAGAUGGAUGGGAAAGUCGGUGGGUCAAGUCAGAUUGGAAGAAGGAUGAGAACAUGGCUGGUGAAUGGAACCACACAUCUGGAAAGUGGAAUGGAGAUCCUGAGGACAAAGGUAUCCAAACCUCUGAGGACUACAGGUUCUAUGCUAUUUCGGCAGAGUACCCUGAAUUCAGCAACAAGGACAAGACCCUGGUGCUGCAGUUCUCUGUAAAGCAUGAGCAGAAACUUGACUGUGGUGGUGGAUACGUCAAGUUGCUUGGUGGUGAUGUUGACCAGAAGAAAUUUGGUGGGGACACACCCUACAGCAUUAUGUUUGGACCAGACAUCUGUGGUUACAGCACCAAGAAGGUUCAUACUAUCCUUACUAAGAAUGACAAGAACCAUUUGAUCAAGAAGGAUGUGCCCUGCGAGACUGAUCAGCUGUCUCACGUGUACACUUUGAUCAUCCAUCCUGAUGCUACAUACACCAUUCUCAUUGACAAUGUUGAGAAGCAAUCUGGCAGCGUCUAUGAGCACUGGGAUAUCCUUCCUCCAAAGCAAAUCAAGGACCCAGAGGCUAAGAAGCCAGAGGACUGGGAUGACAAGGAGUACAUUCCUGAUCCUGAGGACAAGAAGCCAGAGGGCUAUGAUGAUAUUCCCAAGGAAAUCCCGGACCCUGAUGCUAAGAAGCCGGAGGAUUGGGAUGAUGAGGAAGAUGGUGAAUGGACUGCUCCAACCAUUCCAAACCCUGAGUACAAGGGACCAUGGAAGCAAAAGAAAAUCAAGAACCCUAACUACCAGGGCAAAUGGAAGGCACCUAUGAUUGACAACCCUGACUUCAAGGAUGACCCAUAUAUCUAUGCUUUUGACAGCCUGAAGUACAUUGGCAUUGAGUUGUGGCAGGUCAAAUCAGGAACUCUGUUUGACAACAUUCUUAUUACUGAUGACCCUGAGUUGGCCAAGACAUUCGCAGAUGAGACAUGGGCCAAGCACAAGGAUGCUGAGAAGGCUGCUUUUGACGAGGCAGAGAAAAAGAAGGAAGAGGAGGAAGCCUCCAAGGCCGGUGAGGACGAUGAUGACCUAGAUGAUGAUGAUGCCGAAGUCGAGGACAAGGCUGAAGAUGACAAGGCUGACUCUGAUGCAGAAGAUGGCAAGGAUUCUGAUGAUGACAAGCAUGAUGAGCUUUAAGAUGGUGAGGAUGAAGAAUGGAGGCCGCCUUCGUGCCGAUGCCAGGAUUUGUUAGUUCUCCCAUUGUUAUGAAGUUCCCUUUUUUUCGUGAUCAGAAACUUGACAAAAAGUGCUAUGUAGGUGAGCAUUGCUGAGGGACGUUAAUUUGGUCUUUGUAGCUCUCUGUAGUGUCAUUUUUCCACCACAUGAAAAAGCUGAUAGCUUAAAUUGAACAAGAGAGAUCUUUGCCCAAUA
Oryza brachyantha (malo sina) is the source of this 1600-nucleotide messenger RNA. Its product is annotated as calreticulin. The transcript is spliced from 14 exons. Gene Ontology annotation, biological process: protein folding. The record is from RefSeq and is a predicted model, not a curated record. Gene Ontology annotation, cellular component: endoplasmic reticulum membrane; endoplasmic reticulum. Gene Ontology annotation, molecular function: calcium ion binding. NCBI's taxonomy places the organism in Eukaryota, Viridiplantae, Streptophyta, Magnoliopsida, Poales, Poaceae. The coding region runs from base 89 to 1366 and encodes 425 amino acids.